Molecule: messenger RNA, 1847 nt
Organism: Limulus polyphemus (Atlantic horseshoe crab)
Lineage: Eukaryota; Metazoa; Arthropoda; Merostomata; Xiphosura; Limulidae
Product: TSC22 domain family protein 1-like
Exons: 2
Source: RefSeq, a predicted model, not a curated record
GUCGCCAUUUUGCGAAUGAACACGUACGAGGAGUUUAAAUUUUGAGAGUUCUUAUAAUCCAUUUCUAGUUUGUAUCAGUAUAAGUUUACUCAUAUAGCUAAAGAUGGAACUAUUUACGAUCCUGAUUCAUUUUUGUGAGUAAAAUUAAACUUUUGGUAUUAGAAAUACUAAAUCAUUUUGUUGAGGCUGCAGUUGACGAGUUAGUCGACUUUUCGGCCAAGGCAAAUCUCGGGCCUAGUUCCAAGUCAUGGCUGAAAAGUUUCGUGGCGAUGGAGUAAGAAAUGAAGAACCAAAAAAUCGUCCUGUUGGGUCGAGUUCAAAUACCAUAUAUGGUGAAGUUAAUCACAAAGAAAGAAGUCCGCUUGUAGUUCCAUCGGGAGAAUAUACUCAGAAAAAGAAACCAACAUCUUUCCAAAUUACAAGUGUAACUGUACAAGGAUCAACCCAGCUAAGUAAUGAUGCUGGAGAGGAUAGUGCAGAUGAUCUUGAUGAAAGUCACACUGAAGAUAUGCCUUCGGACAGACAUAGUGUACCUUCAGAAUUAGACAAUGACCAGCUUUCUGAAGCUAGCACAAUAACUAGUAGUAACAGCAACAACAACAUAAAUGAGAAAGCUAAAGUUUCUCCAGCUGGGCCAAUUACUGAAACAACUUCCAGUCCAUCCAUUCCAGCAAAAGUUGAGAAUAUUGUUGAGACCAUUAGUAAUGUUAGUACAAGUGUAACAACAAGUGAUUCCAAAGUAGGUGUAGAUAUUCCUUUAGGUGUUUCUCUCUCCACAGAUUUUGCAGGAAAUAUGAUUGCUUCAGGGGGUCAACAUGUAACCUUGUCCCUUAUGUCAAGUUGUACUACAAGUAAAUCUACAGUCAGUAGCCAAGUACCCAUGACUUCUUUACCAGACCAGUGGCAGAAUCGUUUUAAAGUUGUUAAGCUUGUUAGCAGUGAACCAUUUAAACGAGGACGUUGGGUGUGUAUGGAUUUUACAAAUCCACCUGCUGUACAGAGAGAUGUUCCUAAGCAAGAAGUUUCUACUGAACAGAGCAGCACUUCUGGAGCUUCAAGUGCUGGAAGUUCAGCCACUUCAUUGUUUAGUGAAAAUCAGCCAUUGGAUACUGUAGCACAUUUUUAUGAAAUACCUGUGAGUCAACCUUAUUCUGUAGCAGGUAGCAUAUCAGUUGCAGUUGAUACACCACAGAAUUCUCAGUCUAUCAUAUAUCUUCCAAUGAACAACCAAGUGUAUAGUGCCCCACAGGUACCCCAUAUGGCUGUUGUUCAGAAUUUUGGAAUCCAGUCUGGUCAUCAAAUUGUAACUGACUCUCAGCAACAAAAUAUUUUGUCACAGCAAGGUCAAAUAGUAGUAAAGACAAUGCAAAAUCAAACAAGCCAGCAGCAACCUCAGCAUCCAGUGCAGCCUGGCCAGAUGGUUCCUGCAGUCUCCCAACCUCUUUCUCAACCAAUAGUUCAGGUUUCACAAACAUUGCCACAGUCUGUAGUUUCUCAGCAACAGCAUCCAACUCCUCCUACUCAGCCAUCUUCAGGGCCUCACACACAAUCCAUAGGAAACAUUCCAGAUGUCACACAUUCUCAGGCAUCUCAGACAGCCAGCAGUCAAGAUCAGAAUUAUCAGGGUCCUAGUCAAGUUACUUUAGCAACUGUUAGCAGUGAUGUUAGUAUGCCAAAUGUCAUGACAUCAGUCACCUCAAUGGUGCCACCUCUCUUGGAAGUUCUUCCUGAUACUCUAACUCUUGGGAAUAAAAGUAUAGGUGAUGGAGAAGAAGCUGAAAGGAAGCAGCACAAAGAGGUGAAAGACCUUUGUUCUGUCAAUCUUCUGGACAAUUUUGUAAACCUCG